Penicillium riverlandense is the source of this 2850-nucleotide messenger RNA. RefSeq names its product putative C6 transcription factor. Lineage: Eukaryota; Fungi; Ascomycota; Eurotiomycetes; Eurotiales; Aspergillaceae. Bases 1 to 2850 code for a protein of 949 amino acids. The record is from RefSeq and is a predicted model, not a curated record. Gene Ontology annotation, biological process: regulation of DNA-templated transcription; DNA-templated transcription. Gene Ontology annotation, cellular component: nucleus. The transcript has a single exon. Gene Ontology annotation, molecular function: DNA-binding transcription factor activity, RNA polymerase II-specific; DNA binding; zinc ion binding.
AUGCGGUCCAGCAUCGCCUGUGCCCGCUGCCGGCGCAGCAAGAUCAAAUGCGUCAAUGCCGGCAUCGACACCACCUGUCGCGCGUGCGAGUCCUCCGGCCGAGACUGUUCCUACCCGACCCCGGCCAUCGGUGUGAGCGGCGGCGCCAAACGAGACCUGGCGGCAUUAGCAGACGGCGAGGACCGGAAUGGCGAGUGGGAUGGCCCGAAGCGACAGCGCUCGCGCAAGACGAUCGGCAUGUCGGGCGCCUCGGGCUCCAAGGCCGGCCUGGAUGCGCUGGACUCGUCCAUUCUCACGACCAAGGUCUGGGAAGCCGUCUUUGAUCUCUUCCAGUCGCAUUUCGCUACACUCCUCCCUUUCCUUCACCCUGCGACGUUCCUCGGCCAGAUCCGCCAGCUGUCUGCGCCAGCUCCUCUACCCUCGGUCCCGGUGGUCGAUGGGCAAGAGCCCUCGCGAACCGUAGGAUCCAAGUCAGAUCCUUCGGCUUCACUGAUCCCGUUGGGAGUGCUGGCGCUCACCGCGCGCUUUCACCCGCCGCUGGUCUCCUACCACUCGCCAGCAUCACCGGGUCAUUCUCCCAAUCCUCUUGCCGCAUCCGAGUAUUAUGCGACGGCAUUGCGCAGCCGGCUGGCCGGCGUUGACGGCGCAAGUCUUGCCAUCCCCGAUCUCGCGCGCGUGCAGGCUCUCUUGAUGCUGGCGCUGCACGAAUGGGGCAUGUGCCGCGGCAAGAGCGCCUGGGUUUACGUGGGAAUGGCCAUCCGAGUGGCGCAGGCCAUGGGUCUCCCUUUUGAGUUGGAAAACGAACUCCCACCGCGUGAUGCGCCGCGCUUCUCGCCCGCCCUCAAAGCCGAAAUCGACCACUUUGGUAUGCCGCGGCGCGUUGAGCCCAAGGAGCAAACCUCCGACGAUAUCAUUGCCUUGGAGACCAAGCGCCGCACUUUCUGGGCUUGUUUCCUGCUUGACCGAUGCCUCAGCAGCGGCAAGUACCGUCCACGCAUGAUCGAAGUCAAGGAACUUGGCAUUCAACUCCCCAGCGACAACGCAUUUGCCUUUGGAGAGCGUGUACGAACCGCACGACUCAAUGAGCCGACCGCGCGCCGUCCCCAGAGCUUUGGAUCUCAGGGAGUUCAAAUUCCCAGCAUCCGACAAAGUUUGGGAUUUGGUGAUGAGAAACUCCCCGUUGGGAACGGUACGCCUGAUGGCAAGGCAUGGUCACCCAUUUCGCGUCGCAAGGAUUCGAGCGAGGACGAGGUUGACCGGUGGGAGGUCGGCGCCGAAGAGUCGGUGCUCAGUCGAGUGAUCCGGAUCAUUCGCAUUUGGGGUAGCAUCACCAAGUGGUCCUGCGCUGGUGGCCGCCGGACCGAACAGUACCCGCCCUGGCAUCCCGAGUCCCGUUUUGCAUCUAUUCGCACACAAUUGAAUGAGUUCCAGGAUGGCCUCUCCCGCAAUCUGCAGUAUUCGCUGCGGAAUACUGACACACACAUCAUGUACAAGACCACGCUGGCGUCAUACACGGUCAUGCAUGUUGUCUACUUUCUGUGUGUGAUUGUCCUCCAUCGCGCCUACGUCCCGUUUCUGCCUCUCCGCUGCAACGAACCAGUCGGCCCAUUGGAUGAGCCCCUGCUUCCAAAUGACAGUAUGAGCGGUCCACCUGAGGGCUUCUGGCACGAUAGCGCUCGCGAGCUCUUCAAGGCGGCGCGCCAGAUGAUCGACCUUGUGACCACCUGCCAAAGCCGCGGCGCGCUCGUCGACACUCCCCUGAUUGGUUUUGCUAUUUACAACGCUGCGUUCAUCGGUGUUUACGGCACUCACUUCCCGCAACUGGAUCCGGACGGGCUCAUGGGAGCCAAGCCGCCCCCUGCGAACCACGAUAGUCACCAACCCGGGGCCGCGCAGGUUCGCAAAUCCCUAGAUAUCCUGCGAGAGAUGCGCCCGCGCCUGAAGAUGGCUACGGGCUGGUUCCGCACCCUGAACCGUCUUAACAGCUACUUCUCGAAGGCGAAGCGGGAUCUCCGUCGACACUCACGCAAUCGUGGUGACAGCAUGUCCGAUGCGUCGGAUCACCCUGUCACCAACGGGUUCCGACAGGGCGGUGGCGGACCAGAAGAAUUCAAGCUGCUCGAAAAACUCUUCCAUGAUUUUGGGACUACGGAAGAUCAGCUGCCAGAUUCGGGAUUCGACGACGAUAGCACUGUGGCUCUCGCGGCCGGGGAGCCGAUGCCGGACCGGGCCAACAACCUCAGCGAUGCUGGCAGCAAUGCUGUCAAGAGCGAAACGGGUGACGCUGGAGAUCAGCUGGACGGUGCUGGUGGACGCCGCGAGUCCUGGGUGCCAAUCAACAGUCCUGGGAUGCCUCCUCCGGGCCAUGAGGGAGACCGUCGCCCAAGCCUGCCGCUCCCUACUAGCCGUCCCAUGCCGUCUCAAUCCCCUUACUCGCUCCCAUCAUUGCAGCAGCACCAUCCCGACGGGCCUCUGUAUACCUCGUCUCCCAGUUUACCCUCGCUGUCUGCAACGAGUAACCGCCUGCAGCCCAUCAACUCGUGGCUCCCUUCGCGCCCACAGGCGCCGCCACCACCGUACUCCCAGGCGCUCCCACCCAUCAACGCAACGACCUCGCACAGCGGCCCUCUUCUCCCACCGCCAGGGUCUGUAGCCCAGCUCGCUCCCUCACCCCCUCUGACAUCAAUGGAGGGUCCUGACACAAGUGCGUGGUCAACCAGCCUUGGCGGAGACGAUAUCCUCGCCUUCCUGGAUGCAGGUAACUGGAAACAGCUGUCCUCAAAUCUGCCAACGGAAGUUGGCAUCCCCUCUGGCUGGCUGAGCAUGGUGUGGACCGAGUUCAGCCGGUAA